AUGGCAUUAGCGGAUCUUGCAGUUAGUAUCUACCAGCAGUUCACUGCUCUUAGUUUGGUGCAGCAAAUUCUUCUUGUUAUUGGAACUCCGUUCGUAUAUAACAUCGUAUGGCAACUCUACUACUCAACCAGGAAAGACAGAGUUCCUUUGGUUUGGAAUUGGGUGCCUUGGUUAGGUUCUGCAGUCCCAUAUGGUAUGCAACCAUACGAAUUCUUUGAAAGCUGCCGUAGUAAGUACGGCGAUGUCUUUGCCUUUGUCCUUUUGGGUAAGGUUAUGACUGUUUACUUGGGCCCCAAGGGACAUGAGUUUGUUCUCAACUCCAAGUUGGCUGAGGUCUCUGCUGAGGAAGCAUACAAGCACUUGACCACCCCUGUUUUCGGUAAGGGGGUCAUCUACGACUGCCCUAACGUCCGUCUUAUGGAACAGAAGAAAUUCGCCAAGUACGCCUUGACCAAGGAGUCGUUCAUUAACUAUGUCCCCAAGAUCAGAGCCGAAAUUUUGGACUACUUCAAGACCUCGGAAGAGUUUGAUAUGGCCAACAGGGAAUCUGGAGUAGCCAACGUUAUGAAAACUCAACCGGAAAUCACCAUUUUCACUGCUUCUCGUUCUCUUAUGGGAGAUCAGAUGAGAAAGCUCUUUGAUGCUUCAUUUGCCCAGUUGUAUUCUGAUUUGGACAAGGGUUUUACUCCAAUUAACUUUGUCUUCCCCAACUUACCAUUGCCUCAAUACUACAAGCGUGAUGCUGCCCAACAGAAGAUCUCUUCUACCUACAUGAAAUUAAUUAACCAAAGAAGAGAGACCGGUGACAUUGAUCCUAAGAGAGAUCUCAUCGACUCUCUUAUGGCCCAUUCUACCUACAAAGAUGGUGUUAAGAUGACAGAUCAAGAAAUCGCCAAUUUACUUAUUGGUGUCUUGAUGGGUGGUCAACACACCUCCGCCGCAACCUCAGCGUGGUUCUUGUUACAUUUGGCCGAAAAGCCAGACUUACAAGAAGAACUCUACACCGAAGUCAUGUCUGUCUUAGGACCAAAGGGUGGAAAGUUGGAAGAUUUAUCUUACGAAGAUUUGCAAAAGAUGCCUUUGGUUACCAAUACCAUCAAAGAAACAUUAAGAAUGCACAUGCCAUUACACUCUAUUUUCAGAAAGGUCAUGAAGCCAUUGGUCGUUCCAAACACUAAAUAUGUAGUCCCAGUGGGCCACCACGUCUUGGUCAGUCCAGGUUAUGCACAAACCAACGAAAGAUACUUCCCAGAUCCUUUUAGAUUCGAUCCUCACAGAUGGGACACUGAGGGCGCUGCUGGAGGCGAUGACGCCACGGUUGAUUACGGUUUUGGUGCAGUCUCCAAGGGUGUUUCAUCUCCAUAUUUACCAUUUGGUGGUGGUAGACACCGUUGUAUUGGAGAACAAUUUGCUUAUGUUCAAUUGGGAACGAUUUUGGCCACCUAUGUGUACAAUUUGUCUUGGUCAUUCAAGGCCGGCGAGAAAGUGCCAGAUGUUGACUACCAAAGUAUGGUUACCUUACCAUUGGAGCCAGCUGAAAUAUCAUGGGUGAAAAGAGAAACAUGCGUUUUGUAA
Molecule: messenger RNA, 1575 nt
Organism: Dujonia railenensis
Lineage: Eukaryota; Fungi; Ascomycota; Pichiomycetes; Serinales; Debaryomycetaceae
Source: the annotation of a GenBank genome assembly